AUGGAUUUAGAUAGUAGAGCCCAAUAUAAGCUAGUUUCUGUAGGCUAUAGUGAUGUAAACUUCGAAGAAUAUAGAAGAAUAUUAGAAGCAUUAUGUCCUUUAGGUGAACGAUAUGAUCAUGAAACACCAGAAAUGUGGUGCUCUCGCAUUCGUGAUCCAUUUAGAAAAAUACUUGAAGAGAACCCAAGAAUUCUUUCUAAGAAUGGAUAUAUUACAAUGUAUGGAAAUUUAUAUGAACAUGAUAAAGUCCAUGGUCUUCCAUCAAAUUACAUAUAUUGUAGUAUGUAUUCCAGAAAUACUAUUUCGAAUGAACAUGCAAGAAGAAAUGAAAUUCUCAAAUCUAUUGAUAGAAGGGAAUUUCAGAUCUGGCAAUAUAAACAAUACAUAUUACAAGAAGAAGCUAAAAUUAAUCGUCUUUGUCUAGAGCUUUUCUCCCAUUCUGCCUCACACUCAGAAAAGGAUAAGUUGGCAUCAGUAUCAUAUGAUCAUGAUGCGAAUUUCAUAGCUAGAUAUGAAAAUUAUGCACAAUCUAAAGCAACUGUAACAAAAAAUACUAUGCCAAGUGCUCCAGAUUUAAAUCCAUUUCGUGUUUCACCUGCCAGGCAAGAAAUGAUUCCACCAACUUCUUAUCAGUCAUCGAAUUGCAAAAGCGAUACAGGCGAAAUAUUUAUCUCGUCUCGGUAUGCAAAACAAAAUAACUUACUACCAUCUAUAAAUAAUCUUAAUCAGCCUGCAUUAAGAUUGGAAGAUAGGAUAAAAAUCACAUUCGUUUAA
This is a messenger RNA of Ambispora gerdemannii, 774 nucleotides long. The record is from the annotation of a GenBank genome assembly. Lineage: Eukaryota; Fungi; Glomeromycota; Glomeromycetes; Archaeosporales; Ambisporaceae.